GAGGCCCUUGCAGAGAUCAAGAAGGCCCAGGCCGAGACCCUCGACGCCCGGCAUGCCGCCGUGGCCGCCGUAACCGGCCUCUCCGCCGCCAAUGCCGGGAAUCAAACCAACGCCCCGCCCGUCAUCCCGGAGACUUCAGCCGUGAGGGAAAGCUUCAAGAUGCCACCGCUCUGGGAAACUCAACCGGCUAGGUGGAUUUGCCAGCUUGAGAAUGCGUUCGAUGAUGCACACCCCAGGAUCACCUCCGACAUGGCCAAAUACCAGAAGUUCCGGGGCCUCCUUACAGAGAGAGCCAUCAACGAGUGCUGGGCCGUCAUUGAAGCUGAUGACGCAUCCUUGCCCAACAGGUACGAAACCCUGAAAGCUGCUGUCCUCAAAGCGUUCGAUCUCACUCCUGUUCAGAAGCAUGAGAAGAUGUUUGCCAUUCGGCAACUUGGAGAUCGUUCCGUCACAUCCUUAGUAGGUCAGAUUCGUGCCCUUGAGGCCGACCCUGAGCAGUUUUUCAAAGCGUAUGUGGUCCAUAACUUCCUCCCCGCAGAUGUGAAGUCCAUCAUUGCCUCCGUCGGCUCCAUCAGUUCUCGUUCUCUGGAUGACAUUGUUGAGCAGGCUGAUCGCGUCAUGCAACAGAGGAAAACGACCCCCCACGUGGCUGCAGUCACCGCGGAUGCACCUUCGUGUGACCUUGAUGACUUUGAUGCCCAAUAUGAUGCCCUCCAUGCCCAGCACAUGGAGGUUCUGACCGUUGAAGCCCGUUCCUCUGGACAACUCCUUGAUCCCACUCUAUGCAGGUAUCACGCAAGGUGGGGAAAACUAGCAAGACAAUGCCUCUCACCCUGCUCAUGGACACCUAGAGCUCGCGGUCGCGGCAACAACUACAACAAGGGCAGCGGAGGC
Molecule: messenger RNA, 894 nt
Organism: Tigriopus californicus
Lineage: Eukaryota; Metazoa; Arthropoda; Copepoda; Harpacticoida; Harpacticidae
Source: RefSeq, a predicted model, not a curated record